Messenger RNA from Rubroshorea leprosula, 806 nucleotides. The record is from the annotation of a GenBank genome assembly. NCBI's taxonomy places the organism in Eukaryota, Viridiplantae, Streptophyta, Magnoliopsida, Malvales, Dipterocarpaceae.
CUCUCUUGUCUUUAAACUAAACAAAAAUAUCCUCAUAUACAACGAAAAUGUUAUCUUCUCUCACAUCGCCCUGGCCUUUCGCUCAAUGGGGCGUUGACCUCCUCGGACCCUUUAUCAAAGGCAAAGGAGGCUGCACACACCUCGUUGUCGCUGUGGAUUACUUUACCAAAUGGAUAGAAGCCAAACUGUUAUCCACGACAACUGAAAGGAAGAUUGAGGAAUUUCUAUUCAAUUCCAUAUUAUGCAGGUCGUUUUGUAAUGAUUACGGUAAUGAGCUCUCCCUUAUGUCUGUCUACACCCCACAGUCCCUUGGACAAGCAGAGUCAGCCAAUAAGAUCGUUCUGCGAGGACUUAAGACACGUGUCCUAACCACACACUCCAACUGGGUUGACAAGCUCAACAAGGUGUUAUGGUCAUGCCGUACAACUCCCAACUCGACUACGGGAGAGACCCCAUUCUCCCUUGCUUAUAGGACUGAGGCCAUUCUUCUUGUGGAAGUAAGUUUAUCCACUAGUCAAUCUGCUCGGCCUGAUCAUCCUGAUAACGAGCAACUCCUAAAAGAAAACCUAGACCUAGUGGAGGAGGUUAGAGAAAUAUCUAGGAUUAAAAACAUGGUGUAUCAAGGUCGCGUCGCCAGGUUUUACAAUAAACGAGUGCGAGCUCGUCAGUUUCAGGUCGGUGACUUAGUCUUACGGAAGGCUGGACUCACUAAUGCGUAUUUGCACAUGGGCAAGCUCGCUCCUAAUUGGGAAGGUCCUUACAUGGUUACUUAAAUCAAACGACCUGGGUCCUACAUUUUAGCAGAU